GGAGAAGAUAGUCCAAUGAAAGUGUCUGAGCUGGGACACAAAACAACAACGACAUGGCAAACUGUUCGGGCCCGUGGGCACCAUGGGUGACAGUUAAUCAUGAGUGCAUUGGCCCGAGGUCUUACCAGGUGUCCCCAUUCACAUCCGUCCAAGAUGUCAAACAGAUGCUGUACGAGGAGACGAACCUGCCAGUCAAAGAGCAGCGACUGCUUCACAACGGGAGGAUGCUGGAUGACAGAGUACAAAUUGGCAGCUUGAUCCCUGCAGGAAGCCCAGAAGUAUCUAUGACCCUGGAGGGAAGGGGCCUUAAAGGAGGAGGGAGAUUCGGACAGACUACACCUCCACUGGUGGAGUUUUUGAAAGACAUUCUCAGAAGAUACCCAGAAGGGGGGCAGAUUUUGAAGGAGCUGAUUCAAAAUGCAGAGGAUGCUGGAGCCACAGAAGUGAAGUUCUUAUACAAUGAGACAGAGUACGGAGUGGAGUCACUGUGGUCACCAGACAUGGCUCAGCAUCAAGGGACAGCGCUGUAUGUCUACAAUGAUGCUGUGUUCACUGCGGAGGACUGGAACGGGAUUCAGGAGAUCGCAAGGAGCAGAAAGAGAGAUGACCCGCUGAAAGUUGGACGAUUUGGUAUCGGCUUCAAUUCUGUGUAUCAUAUAACUGAUGUUCCCAGUAUAUUCAGUGGAGACCAGAUUGCCAUGCUGGACCCCCAUCAGACCCUUUUUGGGGUGAAUGAGUCUGGGCAGUGUUGGAACUUGAAGACAGAAGUGAAGGAGAUCACAGCGCUGAGUGAUCAGUUCGCACCUUACACUGGGAUAUUUGGGAUUUCUGAAAAAACCAUCUGGGAUGGCAGCUUUCCAGGAACUCUUUUCCGCUUCCCUCUUCGUGUAAAACCUUCCCAGCUCAGUGGGAACAUUUACAACAAAGAAAAGGUGUUGGAGCUGUUUGAAUCUUUCAAAGCUGAUGCAGACACAGUGCUCCUCUUCCUGAAGAGUGUCCAGAAGAUCUCAUUGCAUGUGCGAGAGUGUGAUGGUACAGAACGAGUGUUGUUUGAGGUUACAGCGAAAGAGAAUCCUGAUGAUGAACUAGAAAAGCCAAAUGCACUGAAGACACUGUGUCAAGCGGUGGACAACUACAGCAAUGGGGUUCACAGCUCCAUCAUCACAUGUGUCACCUACCAACUUCACAUAGAGACUCAAGAUGAAACAUCUAAAGAGACUCAGAGGACCACAUGGCUGGUUUGUAAUGGAGUUGGGGGCAGAGGGAUGUGUGCUGAGCUGGACUCUCUGGCAGAUGAUUUGAAGUUCAUGCCAACAAUUGGCAUUGCCUUGCCUCUAACUGUCAUAAACAAGGAGGACAGAGGUGCCACAUCUGGUUUCUCAGGACGAGCUUUCUGCUUUCUUCCUCUUCCACCAGGCGAGGAGAGUGAGACAGGGCUUCCGGUUCAUGUCAGCGGCUUCUUCGGCCUCACGGACAACCGCAGGAGCAUCAAGUGGCGAGAAGUGGACCAGUGGAGGGAUCCAGCUGCCUUGUGGAAUGAGCUGCUAAUAAUAACUGUCAUCCCUAAGGCUUAUUUCACUCUCAUAGUGGAGGCUAUAAAGAGGAUCCAAAUAAAAAAGGACCAAGACUUUCCUUUAUCCCCAACAGGGACAUAUAGGGCAUGGCCAGACCCUAAACAGGUCAAGCCCCGUUGGACGCCCAUUCUCCGGCCGCUCUUUCAGGAACUGCUGCAGCAGCAAGUCAUCUAUUCCCUCAGUGAGAGCUGGAUCGGAGUGGACCAGGCUGCCUUCUCAGAGCUGGACACAGACGAUGAUAUCUCAGAGACAGUGAUUAACUACCUCCAAAGCUCAGGGACGCAGGUAGCAAGGGUCCCGGCUGCAGUGGACUUUGUCUUGGCUUGCUACAUGACCGAUACUACUGAGGUGAAGAAGGUUACUCCAUCUUUACUGCGGCAGACCAUCAGGAAGUGCAAACACAAAGGUCCCUCACAGGAGAAGCUGCUGUUGCUGGAGUUUGCUCUCAGUGAUGCCAAUUACAGUGAUCUUAUAGGACUCGAGCUUCUGCCACUCCAGGAUGAGACAUUUACAUCAUUUUCAUCUUCUGUCAAUGAAAAAGACGCCAUUUACAUUGCAUCUGAAGUGUUCCCGAGGUCUCUCUAUCCAGGACUUGAGCAUCGAUUCUUGCUGGAAACUGUGAAGCCUGCAGUGAUGAACAGUUUAAAGAAAGCUACCAAAAGCAGAGGAAGGCCCUGUACUCAGCUACAAGUGUUGAACCCAGAACGAUCAGCUCGACUCAUCAAGGACAUCCUCUCCACAGCCUGGCCAACAAGAGACUUCAGUGUAGAGUGGGAACCUGGAAACAAAGAGCUAAAACAUCCCUCAGUUUCUUGGUUAAAAAUGGUUUGGAAGCAUCUCUAUAUCAAUUUUGCUGAUGAGUUAAACACUUUUGAAGACAUGCCUUUGAUCCCUCUUGUGCCCCUUGAGGAAAGCAUGAGCACAGCAAGGCUUCUUCGUCUCAAAACCCCCUCACCCAUAAUUCACAUGGAUGAUAAAGAGGCACCGGUAUCUGAAAGCCUCCUAGAGAUCCUGGAAAAACUUGGAGGUGUUGUCAUAAAAAAGCUGGACUCGUGUUUGCAGCACCCUCAGCUUAAGUGCUACAUCCACCCUUGCUCUCCUAGUAUGUUUUUGCAAAUCCUGAAAAGACUACCAACACAGCGGUUGUCUAGCCAAGUCUUGUCUUUCUCAGUGGAAGAGAAAACUGUACUCAGAAAAUAUCUUGCAGGACUGUCCGACAUCACGGAGAAGGAAAAACAUACAUUACUUGAUCUACCCAUCUUUGAAAAAGUUGGGGGCUGUGUCGAGGGUAUCUUAGCAUUUACAUCAAUUAGAGGUUCAAAAGCAUUACAUCACAGAGCAAAGUAUCCACCAGAUGUGAAACUGUCAGAAAAUCUUGUGGCUUGCCAUGAUGAGGAAUCGAUACGUCUCAUCAAGAUGCUUAACGUAGAACAAGUUAAAACAACAGAUUGUCUGAAGAUGAUUAUUCAGGACAUCGACAAAGGGUUCUACUCAAAAGAUGAAACAACCCAGAUCAUGCUCUGGGCUCUUAAACAUCUGGGAUUUUUGAAGAACGAAAACUCAUCUGUGAUUGGAUGGCUGUCUGCUCUUAAAUUCAUCGAGUUGCCCUGUGGAAGGUCUGUAAAAGCCUCAGAUCUUUUUGACCCUGAACUAGAGAUUUUACAGCAUCUGUUCUACAUGGAGGAGAAAACACGGUUUCCCACGAAUACAUUUACAAAAUCUUCUGAUAUUCUCCAUUCACUUCGACAACUGGGGCUUAGAAAUGAGGUGCAGCUCAGUGAAAAAGACGCCCUCAAAGUGGCAAAAAUUAUAGAGGACUUGCAAAGCAGCGGGGAGCCUGAAUGGGACCUAAUAAUCAAAAAGGCAAAAACACUCCUGCAAAUUCUUAAUAAACAAACCAAAUUGAUAAAAUCAGCAGACAUCCAAGCAGCACUGCUUCAACUGAAAUGGGUACCUGUCUGUAAAGAAAGACCUUUAACUUACCCAAAAUCCCUUGCUUGGGUUGGAGAUACUCUCAAUAUCGGCUCUUUGUCUGAGAUGUGUGAGUUAUCUCAUGCAGUACUUGUGGGAUCUUCAGUAGCACUGGUUGAACAGACCUCUGCAGGUUUCAAGAAGGCUUUGAAAUUUACAAUAGAGCCACAUGUGGAUCAAGUAUUACAGCACUUGAAAGCUGUAAAUGACUGGCAUAAAUCUCAAGCAUUCACCACAGAGGAUUGGUACCAUUUUCAGCAGAUUCUGUUUGAGAUUUAUGGAUUUAUGCAAGCUCAUCUUGAGGAUGCGAGGGAAGCCAUGAAAUCCUUGCCGUUUGAUUGGGUGUGGACUGGAAAGACGUUCUCAUCACCAGGCCAAACUGUCUUAAAAUCCCUUCCUGAUCUAGACCUGCAGCCUUACCUCUACUCGCUGCCAAAAACGAUGAGAAAAUUUCACAAGCUUUUCAAGUUUUGCGGUUCAGUUGAAGAGGUUGUCCCAAACCAUGUGUUUGGUGUCAUUGCCACAAUUCAAAAAAGAAGUGAAGAAGAGAUAAGCAAGGGUGAAAGUAAACACAAUAUUUUGCUCUUGAUCAACAUCCUCAGAUGGCUGUACAACAAUCAGAUCCCAAUGGACACUAAUAUGCAAGUGCCUAUUCUUUGUUACAAGAACUCAAGCAAAUUAGCCAUGAAACCCAUUCACGAAUGCACCUAUUGUGACAUUAAGGUCGACGAUUUAAAUGACUUACUCGAAGAUGCCUCCGAACCUAUUAUAUUGGUCCAUGAUGACAUCCCGAUGAAAACAGCUGAGUGGUUGAAGGUGCCAUGCUUGAGCACAAGGUUGAUCAACCCAGAGAAUCUUGGCUUUGAACAAUCAGGCCAACAAGAACCUCUAACAGUUAGAAUAAAAAAUAUCUUGGAGGAAUAUCCAUCUGUAGCAGAUAUUUUUAAGGAGCUCCUCCAAAAUGCUGAUGAUGCCAGUGCAACAGAGUGCAGUUUUCUCAUCGACAUGAGAAAAAACAAUGACAUUCGUGAAAAUCUCCUUGACCCUGGCAUGAUCGUUUGCCACGGGCCCUCUCUGUGGUCUUUCAACAAUGCUGUAUUCACGGACACAGACUUUCUGAACAUCACACGGCUCGGUGGAUCAGUGAAGAGAUGUGAAGCAGACAAAGUUGGCAAGUUUGGCUUGGGUUUUAACUCAGUUUAUCAUGUCACUGAUAUCCCCAUCAUAAUGAGCAGGGAGUUCAUGAUCAUGUUCGAUCCAAAUAUCAAUCACAUCAGCAAACACAUCCGAGACAGGUCCAAUCCAGGCAUCAAAAUCAAUUGGAGCAAACAGCAAAAGAGGCUGAGAAAAUUUCCCAAUCAGUUCAAACCUUUCAUCAACGUUUUCAACUGUCAGCUGCCUUUAGCUCAAGACUCACCAUACAAAUACAAUGGUACUCUUUUCAGACUUCCAUUCAGAACAGAGCAGGAGGCCUCAACCAGUGAAAUCAGCAGUCUCUACUACAACACCACAGAUAUCUAUUCCCUGGUUGAUGAAUUCAGCAUAUGUGGCCAUAGGUUCAUUCUCUUCACUCAGCAUGUUGGAUGUAUGGUCUUGAAAUACCUGAAAUUUGAGGAACCAAACCCGGCAGCAGCACAAGAUGUAGUGGCCAUCAACAAAAGCGUGUGGUCAAGCAAAACCUCAUAUGGACCCUUGAGCAUCCUAAAAUCUGCAGCCAAGGUUAUGAAGAAAGUAGCAAGCACCAACAGGGUUCCUGCUGAUGUUCCUAAAUCUGGCUGCAUCAUUCGUGUUGUGGUGGAGGAGUUUCACAAUGUGUUCAAACGCAUUGUGGACCUCCACUCUCCACUGUUCCGAGGUCCAGAGGAAGAUCCCAACCAGUACUUUGAGAUGGCAGCUAAAGGUGUUCAGUCACGGAGACUGACAGACGAAAUGCCCCAAAAGGCAGUCGAGAUCACCAACUGGCUCAUCUGUUCAUGCAUGGAUGUGAGUGAAGCCCUCAAGUUUUCCCUCAGUGAUAGUGGAAAAAGACUUGGACUUGUGCCUUGUGGAGGAGUUGCUGUUCUUCUCUCAGAGGAAGAGAAUCGCAAAUGGACUGUGAAGACAAAUGCAACACCCAUCGGAGAGGUGUUUUGUUACUUACCUCUCAGAAUCAAAACAGGCCUUCCAGUUCACAUUAAUGGCUGCUUUGCUGUCACUUCCAACCGCAAAGAGAUCUGGAAGACAGACACCAAAGGACAGUGGAACUCUGUGUUCAUGAGGCACGUCAUCGUCCAGGCCUACUUAGCAGCACUCUCAAUGAUGCGUUCACUGGCUGAAAGUGGAGAACUGCUUGAGUACAGCUACUAUGCAGCAUGGCCAGAUCCAAGUCAGGUACAUGAUGACUUUAUACUGAUCAGCCAGGGCAUUUACCAAGAAAUAGCCAAAGGUGGUGACAGUGAUCAGGCCAAGGUUUUUUCAGAUGGAAAAACAUGGGUGUCAGUCAAAGAUGUCAGAUUCCUUGAUGACACCUUACUCUGUAGGCCGGAUAUUGGUCCUGCUGCUUUCAAGAUAUUCCUAAAAUACCUCAAGAAGAGUGGCUCACAAAACCUCUGUGCUGUUGAGCUUCCUGACUGGGUAAAGGAAGGAUUUGAUGAUGCUGGAUGCAGAGGGAAGUUAGUGGAAAACACUUUGACAGAGAAGCAGUUCUUUUCAGAAGUAUUUUUUCCUCACAUUCAGGAAAUUGACAAAGAGCUCCGGGAUCCCCUGAUGCACUAUGUUCUUAAUGAGAAACUGGAAGAUUUUGAAUCAAUUCUUAGAGUCACUCCUUGUAUACCUUGCUCUGGCCCCAAAAUGAAACUAGUUUUACCCUCAAAACUUAUCCAUCCGGAGGGAAGAGUUGCCAAGCUCUACAGUGGUGAUGACGGAAGAUUUCCUGAAGGAACUUCAAAAGACUAUAUAAAUCCAGUCUGUUUAGUUAAACUAGUGCAGCUGGGCAUGGUUAAAGAUGAUCUGUGCUGGGAGGACCUCACUGAGCGUGCUCAUUCUGUCAUUGAUCUCAAUGAAAACGAUCACGUAGCUGCAUGCUUUCGUAGCAGCAUACUACUAAGUCUCAUCGACGAGAAACUGAGGAUGAGAGAUCCAGGAGCAGCUAAGCACUUAGAGAAUCUACAAGACAUCACGUUCCUUCCGUUUCUGACAAGACCUGCGGGCUUCUCUUUACCAUGGCAUGGGAACAGUUUCUCCCCAACCACAAUCUUCUCUCCUAGAGAGCUCUACACAACUGAACAUCAGGACACAGUGUGCCUGAUGAAGCCAAUUCUAAAUGAGAAUUCACCAUCCUUUAAAGGUUGUGGUGCAAUGUCAUUGGCUGUGAAAGAUGGUCUUGGCCUAAUAAGGAAGCCCCCAGUUGAGCUGGUCAUCAGUCAAUUAAAGGAACUUUCUCAGUCUUUUGAUGGUGUCACUUUGUAUCAGGAAAAUAUAACAAAUGCCUGUUACAAGUAUCUUCAUGAGGAAAUGCUACAGGAUGAAAAUGUAAAAUGUCAAAUAAGUGAAGAACUGAAAGCGUUUAACUCCAUUUUGGUGGAGAACACAUAUGUCAGUCCUUCCAAAGUUGCAUUCCACUUGAAUUUUGAUGCAGCUCCCCAUCUUUAUCAGCUUCCAAACAAAUACAGAAAUAGCUGUCGAGAGCUCUUUGAAAACGUUGGUGUGCAGCCCAGCUUCGCCGUUGAAGAUUUCUCUGCCGUUCUUGAAACAGUGAGGCAAGAGUGUGGACGAAGGACACUAACAGAGGAAAACUUCCAGUUGUGCCGCAGAAUCAUUAGUGAAGGAAUCUGGAGCUUAAUUCGAGAUAAAAACCAGGAGUUUUGCCAAGCACAUUAUGGUGGGAUUCUGUUACCGGACUGCAAUCUAACACUGCAACCAUCAAAAUCACUAUGUUACAAUGAUUGCCCUUGGAUCAAAGUAAGAGAUUCUUCUGUGAAAUACUGUCAUGCUGACAUUCCAAGAGAAGUUGCUGUAAAGCUUGGAGCAAUCCCAAAACGUCACAAAGCACUGGAGAGAUAUGCCUCAAACAUCUGCUUCAGUCCGCUGGGCAGUGAGUUUGGACAGAAAGAAAAACUCACAAGCAGGAUUAAAAGCAUUCUAAAUGCCUAUCCAUCAGUUAAAGAAAUGCUAAAAGAGCUGCUUCAAAAUGCAGAUGAUGCCAAAGCCACAGAAAUCUACUUUGUAUUUGAUCCGAGGACACACCCCACAGACAGAAUAUUUGAUGAUAAAUGGAUCCCAAUGCAAGGCCCUGCCCUCUGUGUAUACAACAAUCAACCAUUUACAGAGGAUGAUGUCCGAGGUAUUCAGAACCUCGGAAGAGGAACAAAAGAGGCCAAUCCAGGCAAAACUGGUCAAUAUGGCAUCGGAUUCAACUCUGUAUACCAUAUAACUGACUGCCCGUCGUUUAUCUCAAACAAUGACAUUCUCUGCAUCUUUGAUCCACAUGCACAGUAUGCACCAGGGGCUACAUCUGUAAGUCCUGGAAGGAUGUUCAGAGACUUGGAUUCUGACUUCAGAUCCCAGUUUUCGGAUGUUCUGAAUCUGUACUUGGGAGCUCAUUUCAAGUUAGAAAGGAGCACAAUGUUCAGAUUCCCUAUCAGAUCCACAGAGAUGGCAAGGACAUCAGAGAUCAGUUCUGUUCCUGCAUCCGACAGAAUGGUGCAAAACCUCCUUGACAAGCUGAAAACAGACGGUGCAGAGCUUCUUAUGUUUCUCAACCACAUGGAGAAAAUAUCAGUUUGUGAAAUAGAUCAUGCAUCUGGUGAACUAAAAGUGCUCUAUUCUGUCACAGCCAAAAUAACAGAUGGUGAUCGACUGAAACGCAAACAAUUUCAUGCCUCUGUCAUUGACAGUGUGACCAAAAAGAAGCAGCUUGCUUCUAUUCCAGUGCAACAGAUAACCUACUCAAUGGACAUAGAGGACACUGAUGGAAAUAUGACCUCAUGGAUGAUUUGCAACAGAUCUGGCUUCCCGGACAUUGAAAAUGUCUCCAAAAGUGUGGUUUCGGCACACAAAAAUGAAGAUAUAACUCUGUUUCCACGUGGAGGUGUGGCAGCAUGUGUAAGCCACAACUACAAAAAACCACACAGAGCCUUCUGCUUCUUGCCCCUUUCACUGGAGACUGGCUUGCCUUUUCAUGUCAAUGGACAUUUUGCCCUAGACUCAGCUAGAAGAAACCUAUGGAGAGAUGACAAUGGAGUAGGGGUAAGGAGUGACUGGAAUAACAAUUUGAUGACAUCUCUUAUAGCCCCUGCAUAUGUUGAACUGCUGAUACAGCUGAAGCGUCGAUACUUUCCAGGUCCUGAUCCAACCAUGACUAUCGUACAAGGAACACCUCUACAUGUUGUUAAAGACACACUGCGGAAAUUCCUUUUUUUCUUCCCAGCUAACAGGCUUGACAUUCAGGCAGACUGGUAUUGCUUGGUUAAAGCAGUAUACAACAACAUCCAUGCUGAUCUAAAGCGCUUGCUUCCUGUCGUCAGAGCAGCCCACAUGGACAACUCCGAAAUGCACUCUGUAAUUUACAUUUCAUGGGUGAAUACAUCCAUUGCAAACAAAGGCAGAGCCUUCUUUGACAACUUGCUUCAGGAUGAGCUUCAACACUUGAAAACCACAGAGUACAACAUAACAUCAAGGAAGUCUGUGGCUGAAAAUAUCUACAGGCUGAAAACCUUGCUUCUUGACAUCGGUUUCAACUUGGUUCACAGCUGCGAUGAAACGACAAACCUCUACCUCUGUCUGGAAGAUGCAGGGAUUCCAGUCACUUAUGUUACACCAAGUGAUGUUCGCCACUUUUUGCACACUUUCUCGUCACCUGACACAUCUUGCCAUGUUGGAAAACUCCCCUGUCGCCUCCCACAGUCUACCUUCAAGUUGGUUCAUAACCUGAAGCUCCUAGUUGACUACUGUUUCAAAGAGAUAGAAGUGGAUGAGGUCAAAAUUGAUGGCCUGCCUUUGUUGAUAACAAUGGACAAUAUGCUUCAAGUGUUUGACUCUAAGAGAUCAAAGUUUCUGACAAGUCACCAUGAACUCAUAUCGUCUAGGAAAGAUAUGUUUAUGAAUACAUUGUACAUGAGGUACAGCAACAUUCUAUUGAAAGCAGGAGUUUCAAAACCCUUUGACAUCAGCAGCUUUAGUGACCUGCUGGGGUCUGUUCUACCAAGAGAGUAUCGAACAAAGAUCCCUGUAAAAUGGAAAGAUACCUUUCCAAGUGAAUCCUGGCUAAAGAAUGUGUGGAGCUUCAUCAGUGAGAAUGUUGCUGUUAAGGAAGAUCAGACGGACAUCAAACCCAGCUUUGAAACAGUGCUUGACAUCCUGAAAGACUGGGCUUUACUACCCGGAAUCAAAUUCAUGGCUAGAGAGAGGCUUGUCGUCCCAGAUCAUGAUGCACUCCUACCUUUAAGCCUGAUAAACAUUGCCAUAUUUCCACAGGGCCAAAAUGACAAAGUAUUUCACACCCUGAUGAAAGCAGGAUGCAUCCAGCUUGCAGUGAACAAAAUCUGCGUCAAAGAGAAUCAAAUCUUGCCUUUUCUAGUACAACACACAGCCAACAUUGAAAAUCCAUCAAGCAUUCUGAAAGCUCUGGAGUACAUGAUUCAGACAUCUGCAUUCAAAACAGCAAACCUGACUGACAAGGACUUUGAGGCUCUUCUGUUGUAUUUUAACUGCAACUUACCUAACCUUUCUCAACAAGACGCACAUACCCUGAAACUGCUCCCAUGUUUUAAGUCAGUUAAUGGGAAAUUCAUCAGUAUUGCAAACUAUGGCACAAACUAUGUCCUUGAAAAAAACAUACCAAGUACAGAUAUUGACAAAUGGGCUCAGACACCUUCAUUUGCAAUUCUUGCGGACAGUCCACAGCUUAAGGAGCUGUAUGUCUUUCUUGGCUGCAUGUCAAUCGAUGACCUUGAAAUCUACCUUCAUCAUCUCCUGCCAAAGUUUGACAGCCUCUCCUAUGAAGCCAAAGUCGAACACAUAGUCUAUUUGAAGGAGAGACUUAUGUCAAUGGAAGAAGCUUGCAAAACAAAGGAUCAGCUGUAUGAGAAAUUAGAGGGGCUGUUGUUCAUUCACGACUACUCAAACAGACUCAGAUCAGCCAAAUUUUUCUAUGAUCAGACCGUGAAGGUGUUUGAAGUUAUGUUACCUGCAAAAUCUUUCAUACCAAGUGACUUUUUUAAGAAGGUAGAGCAAGUGACAAAACCUAAGAAUGGUGCACUGUCGCUGACUUCAUGGAUAACCUUUCUGAGAAAUAUUGGUCUGAAGCAGGAGGUCUCACAGCAACAAGUUCUCCAGUUUGCAAAAGAAGUCAGCAUCAAAGCCCAAACUGAAAGUUGGACCAAAGAAAAAGUUCAAACAGUUGUUGAUGUACAUUUGAACCAUAUCUUUAAUGAAAGGACAGACCUCUUUCAGGGUACCUUUCUAAAGGAGCUGUCAAUGAUACCCUUUUUGUGCCCUGAAAGAGCUCCCAAAGAACUCAUCAAACUUCAUACUCAGUAUCAAGAGAUGAGUGGCACACUUCCUCUGAUUCGUUUCAGUGGAUCUCAAGUAAACCCAAAGUUCAAACAAACAGAUAUUAUACACUUGCUGUGGACAUCCUGUCCAAUACUACCUGAGAAAGCAACUCCUUCAAGCAUAAAGGAACAAGAUGAGAGUGCUCUCAGUGGGCAGGAACAGCUUGACCAAGUGCUGAACAUGUUGGGUGUCAACUUGGACCCACCUCUGGAGAAAGUGAUAAGCAACUGCAAGAACAUCUGCAACAUAUCCAACCCAGAUGAUGAAAUGGUAAAAACGAGGAACAAAGUUUUGAGGUCCACAUAUGAAUUCCUCAGUGCAGACAAACGAGAUUUCCGUUACCUGCUCCGUGGGGUGGCAUUCAUCAUGGUUGAAGAUGGCUGGAAAUUACUGAAACCUGAGGAAGUGGUUAUAAAUUUAGACAAUGAAUCUGACUUCAAGCCCUACUUGUAUAAAUUACCUUUGGAACUUGGCACCUUUCAUCAACUGUUCAAGCUUCUCGGCACAGAGGAUGUUGUGUCAACUAAACAAUACGUUGAGGUGCUGUGGAGAAUUUACAGGAGUUCAGAGGGAAAGCAGCUUGACCCAAAUGAAAUGAGAACUGUGAAAAGGGUGGUCUCAGGAUUGUUAAAGUCCCUUCACAAUGAUCCUGUGGAAAUUCGCAAAGAUCUUGACAGUCUCAGAGAUUUGAUAUUUUACCUUCCAAGCCAUGAUGGGAGACUUGCAAAAUCCAAUACUCUAGUGUUUGAUGAUGCCCCGCACUACAAAAGCAGAAUUCAGGGUAAUGUUGGGGUUCAGAUGCUUGUGGACAUGAGUCAGUGUUAUCUGGGGAAAGACCAUGCUUUCCAUACAAAGCUUAUCAUGCUACUGCCACAGAAACUAAGACCUAGACUAUUAAGCAGCAUUCUAGAGGAACAGCUCGAUGAGGAUUCUCCGAAUAUUUGUCAGUUUGGAGCUCUUUGCUCGCUGCAAGGGCGACUUCAACUGUUGCUAUCCUCAGAGCAGUUCAUCACUGGUUUGAUCCGGAUAAUGAAACAUGAGAACGACAAUGCAUACCUUGUGAAUGAAGAAAAAGCAAUACGUCUGUGCAAAGCACUUUGUGAGGGACUGAAAGUGUCCUGUUUUGAAAAACUGCAGACUACUUUAAGAGUGAAAGGAUGCAGUCCCAUCCCACACAGUCGCAGUGAAACACUUGCUUUCUUGAAGAGGUAUGGGAUAUCUGUUAUUCACCUCUACAUUCAGCAUUCAGACAGUAAAGACAUAAACUUUCUUCUGGCACUAGCAAUGACACUGAAGUCUGCUACAGACAAUUUGAUCUCUGACACAUCCUAUCUGAUUGCCAUGCUGGGCUGCAAUGACAUCUACAGAAUCACAGAGAAACUGGACAAUCUCGGUGUCAAGUAUGACUCAACAGAGCCCUCAAAACUUGAGCUACCCCUUCCUGGAACCCCAAUACCUGCUGAGAUACACCACACACUGCUCAUGGAUCCAAUGAAUGUAUUCUAUCCAGGAGAAUAUGUAGGCUACCUUGUUGACUCAGAGGGUGGAGAUAUAUAUGGGACAUAUCAGCCCACCUAUACAUAUGCCAUAAUCGUUCAAGAAGUAGAAAGAGAGGAGGAAGAAAGCACAGGUUUCCUUGGAAAAUGCUUCCAGAUUGAUAUUGGUUACAGUGAGUACAAAAUAGUCAGUUCCCUUGACUUGUACAAGUUUUCAAGACAAGACGAAAGCACCCAUAUCCGAGAUACUAAUGCCCCACAAACCCCUACAAGCCCAGAGAGUCGAUCAUCUGGCCUACGAAUGAUGCCUCCUCUCUUUCCUGGGAAAGAAAACCUCAGACCGUCUCCUCAGAAACAGUCUCCCAAAAAGAUAAAGCUUCACGCAUUACCUGAGAUUCUGAAAGAGGUGACCUUAGUCGUUGGACAAGCCUGGAAGCUUCCGGAGACAGAGAGAAAAAAGAUAAUACGUCGAUUGUAUCUCAAGUGGCAUCCUGACAAAAAUGCUGAGAAUCUGGACAUUGCCACAGAAGUGUUCAAGCACCUGCAAAAUGAGAUCAGUCGGAUGGAGAAACAGUCUGUGGCUGACCACCGAAAUGCAGAUAGAACUUCCAGGAGAACAUUCUCCACAUCAUCAACCCGUUUCCAAUCAGAGAAGUUCUCAUUUCAAAGGUUUUAUUCGUCAUGGAACCAGGAAGCAACCAGUCACAAGUCAGAAAGACAACAGUUCAGAGAACAUUACACUAACUAUGCAGGGUCCUCACAGUCCCACCGUUUCUUUGUACCUCCAACCUUCAAGACAGUUGGAAAUCCUGUGGAGGCCCGCAGGUGGCUGAGGCAGGCCAGAGCAAACUACUCCGCUGCUCGCAACGAUCUACAUAAAAAUGCUAAUGAGUGGGUUUGUUUCAAAUGCUACUUAGCCACAAAGCUUGCCCUGAUAGCGGCUGACUACGCAGUCAGAGGCAAGUCUGACAAAGAUGUUAAGCCAACUGCUCUCGCUCAGAAAGUGGAGGAGUACAGCUCCCAGUUGAAAGGCCUUGCUAGCGAUGUUCAGAUCUUGGAAGGGUAUGGGGUGGACAGCCUGAGAACCCGCUACCCCGAUCUCCUGCCUUUCCCACAGAUCCCCAAUGACAGAUACACGUCUGAGGUGGCAAUGAGGGUGAUGGAAUGUACCGCAAGGAUUAUCAUAAAGCUUGAAACAUUUGUGCAGCACAAAAUAUAAAACUAUUGCUCUAGAGUUUGCAUUUAUUUUCAGUGGAAUCAAAAACUCAUAUGGCUGCAUGCAAAACAGAUCACAAAGAAUCCACUGGCAGCUUCUGCUACAUAUGCAGUUUCAAUUUGUGAAAGUGGGACAGUGGCCCAUGCACAGAAAAUAAAUACAUUGCUCCCAUAACCUGUUGGCCCAUACAUGUGCAUAGGUUGUACAUAGCUAUGCUCAGCAAUAUGUUUUGUUUACCAAAGUCCCCUCCCUGACUAUAUUUGGUCUGUGUUAGAUUUAAAAAUAUGCAGCUUUUUUACUUUAUCUUUUAUAUAAACAAAAUAAUAUAUUUUCAUGCUACAGAAAACAAAUUGAGUGUACUUAAAGGAAGCGCUUAUCAGAAAGUAUAUAUACUCUGUUAAAUAUAUUGACUGCUCUCAUACAGCGUGUCCUUCUUUCAAAAGAUCAACAAGUCCAGAAAAUACAAUCAUGUUUGUAAAUGUUCAGUUUUUGUACUUUCCAGGUUGUUUUCAUAUAAUUUCUGUAAAAGCUGUACAUUAGGCAUGUAACAUAGCCAGUCACUUGUUUAUGGACUAAGCACUUUUUUGAAGCUCACCUGCAUUUUCACUCAUGUAGCGUAGGUGCUCUGGGCAACUCGGGAGAAUCUAACUGUGAAAAGAAACAUUUAUAUUAAUUGAAACAGUAACCAUAGUUUUUUUUUUUAACCAGUGAUAUAUUUUGCAUCAUCUGGACUUCAUGUACUUCUUUUCAAAGCUCAGAGCAAACAUCUGAACACUUUAAUGCUGUGUGAAAGAGCCAUAUAAAUUUGGUGUUAUGAUGUGGGCCCAAAUGCAACAUGUAACAUCAACUAGUUCACAACAUUGUCCAUAUAUUUUUGUGAUGAGAAUUGUUCUGGUUUAAAUGACAUUACAGCACCAGUUUGCUGUGCUUGUGUGUAUUUAAAGCUUUACCAAUCUGAUUUGAUUUUGAUUUUACAAAUAUGAUCAUACUGACCACAUACUUUGUAAGUCUUUGCAAUGAAAUAAGACCUAAAAUGUG
Molecule: messenger RNA, 14828 nt
Organism: Girardinichthys multiradiatus
Lineage: Eukaryota; Metazoa; Chordata; Actinopteri; Cyprinodontiformes; Goodeidae
Gene: sacs
Product: sacsin molecular chaperone
Exons: 9
Coding region: 54-13793 (4579 amino acids)
Molecular function (GO): Hsp70 protein binding
Source: RefSeq, a predicted model, not a curated record